AUGUCUUCUUCCGCUACUGUUGAACCUAAUGAGGCGUUUGAACUUAUUACCAAGAACUUGCAAGAAGUCUUGAACCCACAAAUCAUCAAAGAUGUGCUUGAAGUACAAAAGAGACAUUUGAAAUUGUACUGGGGUACAGCACCCACCGGUAGACCCCACUGUGGCUACUUCGUUCCUAUGACCAAACUAGCUGACUUCUUGAAGGCCGGUUGUGAGGUCACCGUGCUCUUAGCUGAUUUGCACGCCUUCUUGGAUAACAUGAAGGCACCUUUGGAAGUCGUCAAUUACAGAGCCAAAUACUACGAAUUCACCAUCAAAGCUAUCUUGAGAAGCAUCAACGUUCCAAUCGAAAAACUAAAGUUUGUUGUGGGUUCUUCCUACCAGUUGACAGCAGACUAUACCAUGGACAUAUUCAGAUUGUCCAACAUUGUCUCACAAAACGAUGCGAAGAGAGCUGGUGCUGAUGUCGUCAAGCAGGUCGCUAACCCACUGUUAAGCGGGUUGAUCUAUCCCUUGAUGCAAGCAUUAGAUGAACAUUUCCUUGACGUAGACUGUCAGUUCGGUGGUGUCGACCAAAGAAAAAUUUUUGUCUUGGCUGAGGAAAACUUGCCAAGUCUGGGCUACAAGAAGAGGGCACAUCUAAUGAAUCCCAUGGUUCCGGGACUGACUCAAGGUGGUAAGAUGUCUGCAUCUGAUCCAAAUUCCAAGAUUGACUUAUUAGAAGAACCAAAACAAGUCAAGAAGAAGAUCAAUAGUGCAUUUUGUAGCCCUGGUAACAUCGAAGACAACGGGUUGUUGUCCUUUGUAGAAUACGUCAUUGCACCAAUUCAAGAAUUGAAGUUUGGCGCAAACCACUUUGAAUUUUUCAUUGAUAGACCAGAAAAAUUCGGUGGCCCAAUAACCUUCAAAGCCUUGAAAGACUUAAAAUUGGCUUUCAAAGAAGAGAAACUGUCCCCACCUGAUCUGAAGACAGGGGUUGCUGAUGCCAUCAAUGAGCUACUGGCACCAAUCAGAGAGGAGUUCGCCACUAACAAAGAAUUCCAAGAAGCCUCCGAGAAGGGCUAUCCAGUCGCAGCACCACAAAAGACCAAGAAGGCCAAGAAACCAAAGAACAAGGGUUCUAAGUACCCAGGAGGCGCCAAGACUGAUGAGGUUGCUGCCAAAUUAGAAGAAACCAAGUUGUAA
Saccharomyces eubayanus is the source of this 1185-nucleotide messenger RNA. RefSeq names its product tyrosine--tRNA ligase TYS1 (gene TYS1). Gene Ontology annotation, biological process: tyrosyl-tRNA aminoacylation. Gene Ontology annotation, molecular function: tyrosine-tRNA ligase activity; ATP binding. The transcript has a single exon. Bases 1 to 1185 code for a protein of 394 amino acids. NCBI's taxonomy places the organism in Eukaryota, Fungi, Ascomycota, Saccharomycetes, Saccharomycetales, Saccharomycetaceae. The record is from RefSeq and is a predicted model, not a curated record.